AUGGAUAAGAUCAGAGAGAAGCUAAGCAACUUGAAAUUGGAGGCCGAGUCAUGGCAGGAGAAGUACGAGGAGUUGAAAGAGAAGAACAAGGACUUCGAGCAGGAAACCGUCGAAAAGGAGAACCAGCUCAAGUCUUUGACCGUCAAGAACCAGCAAUUGGAGGAAGAAAUCGAGAAGCUGGAAGCUGGCCUCUCUGAGACGAAGCAGACCGAGCAGGACAACGUCGAGAAGGAGAACCAAAUCAAGUCAUUGGCGGUGAAGAACUCUCAGUUGGAGGACGAGAUCGAGAAGUUGGAGGCGGAAUUGGCCGAGUCUAAGCAAUUGUCCGAGGACUCUCACCACUUGCAGUCCAAUAACGACAACUACUCCAAGAAAAACCAACAGUUGGAGGACGACUUGGAGGAAAGUGACACCAAGCUGAAGGAGACUACCGAAAAGUUGAGGGAAUCCGACUUGAAGGCGGACCAAUUGGAGAGAAGAGUCGCCGCUUUAGAAGAGCAAAGAGAAGAAUGGGAAAGAAAGAACGAGGAACUGACCGCCAAGUACGAAGAGGCCAAGAAGGAAUUGGACGAAAUCGCUGCAUCUCUAGAAAACUUGUGA
This is a messenger RNA of Saccharomyces eubayanus, 600 nucleotides long. RefSeq names its product tropomyosin TPM1 (gene TPM1). Gene Ontology annotation, biological process: mitotic cytokinesis; actin filament organization. The record is from RefSeq and is a predicted model, not a curated record. Gene Ontology annotation, cellular component: actin filament; actomyosin contractile ring. The transcript has a single exon. Gene Ontology annotation, molecular function: actin filament binding. Lineage: Eukaryota; Fungi; Ascomycota; Saccharomycetes; Saccharomycetales; Saccharomycetaceae. The coding region runs from base 1 to 600 and encodes 199 amino acids.